AUGAUUCCUGAAAAAUCAACGAAGGAUGACGAACAAGAUCUUAGGCCAAAGCCAAAAGAAGAUGAUUUUGUUCAUGGGUUUUAUAUUUCAAAACUCCAUUUCCCAGGAAUCGAAGAAUUUUUAAUGCAGAUUCAACAACAAUUACUAUCUGACGAUAUUUCAAUGAACGCAGUAGGUGCUGCAUAUUGUCAUUCGUUUUUCCAAUUCUAUACUAAAGAAAUUUCAAAUAUUGAUCCAAUGUUAAUUGACCGACUCCUAAAUUUUGUUAAUACCAACAAUAUUGAAUUAGAAUAUUAUUCAUUACAAUGUAUAUUACUGUUUUUGCAAAAAUCCAGAGAAGCUGGCGAAUAUAUUUCUCAACAAGAAUAUUUUGUUCAAUAUGUCAUUAAUAAAUUCCCUCUACCACUUGCCUAUGAUGUGUUUACAUGUCUUGAAUAUUGUAAUCCGGCAAUUAAGGAAGCCUUUGUUAAUUUAGAUUUUAUCAAAAAUCUCCUUAGAAUAUUAUCGCAAAAAUAUGUAGGUGAUAAUCAAAAGAUUGCAACAAUACAAUAUAUUAAAAGACAUUGGGAAAUUAUUCAAGAUAAUGUCGAAAUUUAUGAAUUUUUAAUAAAUCUAUUAAAUCCUAUUGUUGAAAGAUCAAAUAUUACAUUAGCAGAAAUAGAAGUGAUAAAUACUAUCAAUGCGUAUAUCAAUGAUUCUUCAACUUUGCUUGAAUUAUUAAUCCAAACAAAUUUCAUAUCGAAUUUCUUCGAAGUUUAUACAACUCCUGGAUACACGUUCCAUCUAAGUGAAAUACUUGACUUAAUGCACUCAAUUGCAACAAUUCCUGGCGAAUCUGGAAAUGUUGGUGCAACAAUACUAUAUGAAAGCGGAGCAAUACCGUUUAUAAUAUCUGGAUUCUCAUGCUAUAGUGGAAAUCAAGAAGAUAUUUUAUUGUUAGCAACAAUUUUGCAAUUACAUGGAAUUCAGUUUUUAGAUGAAGAAAUAUUUGUCAAUAAUUUCCAAUUUAAUGGUGCAGACACUGAUAAUUUCGGAGUUAAAAAACAAUUGUUCAUUUUUACCGUAAGUUUGCUUUUAAGCGGCCAUUCUGGUGCAUAUGAAUAUGUUAUAGGAAAGGUUGACUUAUUCCAACAAAUUAAAGAGUUCAUUGAGUGCUCAGACGAACAAUUAAUUUUUUCAUCCUUGAAAUGCAUUUACUUCUUACUAUCAGCAAAUGUUCCGAUAUCAGCACAAAUUGUUGAUGAUUCUACUAUCAUAGAAUCGUUAAAUCAAUUAAUUGAUAACCAAAAUGAAUUGUAUUCGAAUUUGGCCGAUGAAAUCCUCAGUGCAAUAGAAAAAGUUGACGAAAGUAACGUCACACAAUAG
Messenger RNA from Trichomonas vaginalis G3, 1365 nucleotides. RefSeq names its product armadillo (ARM) repeat-containing protein family. The record is from RefSeq and is a predicted model, not a curated record. Lineage: Eukaryota; Parabasalia; Trichomonadida; Trichomonadidae. The transcript has a single exon. The coding region runs from base 1 to 1365 and encodes 454 amino acids.